Molecule: messenger RNA, 2886 nt
Organism: Saccostrea echinata
Lineage: Eukaryota; Metazoa; Mollusca; Bivalvia; Ostreida; Ostreidae
Product: neurogenic locus notch homolog protein 1-like
Exons: 8
Coding region: 1-2886 (961 amino acids)
Biological process (GO): cell communication
Cellular component (GO): membrane
Molecular function (GO): calcium ion binding
Source: RefSeq, a predicted model, not a curated record
AUGAGCGGAAUGCUUGGAAAAACUGGACAUAUCGAGUUCAGAAAUAUGACAACGAUUGGUACUCUGAAAAACCCGCUGAAAGUAGAGAUCGCAAAAUGGAAUAAUAACACAUUUGUGGAAUUUUUAAUCUAUGACGGGGGCAACAAAAGUCGUAUUAUGAUACAGGAUUUCUUCCAGAUAGCAUACACCAAUGUUUUGAACCAGAAUGUCACGGUACUCUACAAUUAUCUUACAAGGGUAAGCAUGAUUAUUUCUGUUCAGUGUGAUGUGGAAUUCUAUGGAGCAGACUGUUCCCGCAAGUGUUCAUCCCACGUCUCCGGGAGCCAAGGACGAUGUAAUAUGACGGGUACAAUGAUCUGUGAUGACCACUAUUUCGGGCCAAAAUGUAAUAUAUUUUGUAUUGACAAGAACAAUGGAACUUGUAAUGAUUAUGGACAAUUAAUCUGUAACACCCACUUCUUUGGCAAUGAGUGUUCCAGACAAUGUGUUGAUACUAGCCAUGGAAACUGUUCCAUUGAUGGAUAUUUACAAUGUCAGGAUGGAUAUACUGGACAAGGAUGUGAAAGCAAGAUUCCCGAAUGCAUGAAAGCACCAUGUGAACACGGAGGCACGUGUAUGGACUUGGCAGAUAAUGCAUACAACUGUAGUUGUACUCGGGGGUGGGAGGGGAAACGAUGCCAAGAAGACGUUAACGAGUGCCUUCUGAAUGUUUGCAAAAACAAUGGAACGUGCACUAAUCUUAAUGGAACGUACCAGUGCAGUUGUGCAGGCGGAUGGUUCGGUGAAAAUUGUGAUGCAGAUAUUGACGAAUGCUCAGAUUAUCAGCCUUGCAAAAAUAAAGGUUCGUGUAAUAAUGUCAAAGGCGGUUAUGAAUGUACGUGUCCCAAAAACUGGAAAGGUAAAAACUGCACAGAUGAUGUGAAUGAAUGCCUUCAGAAUGCAUGCAAUGGUCAUGGAAACUGUUCAAAUAUCCCUGGUGCUUUUUCAUGCUCCUGUUAUACUGGAUGGAACGGUACUAACUGCAACGUAGAUAUAGACGAAUGUACAGUGCACAGUCCCUGCCAACAUGGAGGGUCUUGUCAGAAUAACAUGGGAUCUUAUACUUGUCUUUGUGCUUCAAACUGGACUGGUCAAAACUGUCAAGAAGAUGUCAAUGAAUGUUUGAAGCCAAACAUUUGCAAUGAUAAUGGUAACUGUUCAAAUUCGGCCGGAAGCUUCCAAUGCGUGUGUAAUUCUGGGUAUCAAGGAGAUCGGUGUCAGGCGGAUGUUAAUGAAUGCCUUCGCAAUGACGCCUGCCUCAAUGGCGGUACUUGUCAAAAUACUCUCGGUUCCUUCUCCUGUAUAUGUCCCCCAAACUGGACAGGUACUACAUGUGCACAUGAUGUGAAUGAAUGUUUACAAAAUAUAUGCAAUAAUAAAGGAAACUGUACAAAUAUUGUUGGAGGAUUUCAGUGUGAAUGUUUUCCUGGAUGGACUGGUAUGGAAUGCGACAUAAAUGUUGAUGAGUGUAAAAUUGAAGUCUGUAGUAAUGGAGGAACAUGCGUAGAUAAUAUCGGUAGCUAUAAUUGUAUCUGUCCUCCAUAUUGGACAGGUCCUUCAUGUGAGGAAGACGUAAAUGAAUGCUCAACAGGAGACUGCAAACAUGCCUCUCAAUGCAUUAACUCUCCAGGGUCAUUCAGUUGCACUUGUCAGAAAGGUUGGGUUGGUGAAGCAUGCGAUAGAGACCUUAACGAGUGUGAGUUUUCUAGCUUUUGUUCGACAAUAAAUAGUUAUAACUGCACUAAUACUGAUGGUAGUUAUUCUUGCCACUGCAAACCAGGUUGGGGUGGCACAGCGUGUACAGAAGAUAUAAAGGAAUGCGAAAACAAUAUUCUCUCCUGUGAACAUGGUGGAACUUGCAUUGAUACCCGUGGUAGUGCUCACUGUAAUUGUCCUUCCUCUUGGACAGGUAAACGUUGUGAGAAUGACGUUGAUGAAUGCAACAACGAUGUUUGUUUCCACGGAUCGACGUGUCGUAAUUUUGCUGGUGGAUAUAACUGUAGCUGUCUACAUGGAUGGAGAGGACGACAAUGUAAUGAUGACGUAAACGAAUGUGAGGAAAACCGGUGUAAACAUAUGAAAUCCUGUCGGAAUUUGCAGGGAUCAUUCCAAUGUGAAUGUUUAGAUGGAUGGAAAAGCGUUGAAUGCGAUGAGGAUAUAGAUGAAUGCGAACAACAAAAAUGCUCCGGAUUCGGAAUAUGCGUCAACACUGAGGGGUCAUUUACAUGUAAUUGCCGGGAAGGACAUUCAGGCAGAACUUGUGAAAUAUUGAAUGGAAAACCCACAGUAGGAUUAAUCGGAGUGGAGAAGGUCAAUCUGGAGUUUACUGGACAUAUCUCAGAUAAAGAUCUUAACAAAAUAGAAAACUCCUUACGGAUUAUAUGUACCUCUUUGUGUCAUGACGUCAGCAUACUGUCAAAAGAUCAUGCCUUAUCAUACAGCAAUGGAAAUACAGACUUUCAAGUUCCAGUCAUUUGUGAUGGAAAACCCCUGUCACGUGACCGCCUAGAGAUGAAAUUGAAAGAGAUGUCAACGGAGCAAUUGAGAACAGCUUUUCCUUUUGAGCUUGCAAGAUUUAAAACCAAAGAUAAUGCAAAUAAAAAGAGUUGGAUAAAACAGAAUAUUCCCCUACUAGCCGGGGCAGGAGGUGGCUUCCUCUUACUCGUCAUCAUCAUUAUUGUCGUGGUAAAAUUAAAGAGAAGUAAUGCUCGUCACAUAAAGGAAUCUAACAUUAAAGAUGAAUAUCUGACAAUGGAUGAAGCGUUUGAUCAGAACUCUGGGGUCACAAAAGAGAACCCCAUGUAUUUCAUAUCUAACAUUGAGGAAGGUGAUGAUACCAAUGUUUAG